Suillus subaureus is the source of this 1793-nucleotide messenger RNA. RefSeq lists its product as uncharacterized. Lineage: Eukaryota; Fungi; Basidiomycota; Agaricomycetes; Boletales; Suillaceae. Bases 337 to 1494 code for a protein of 385 amino acids. The record is from RefSeq and is a predicted model, not a curated record. The transcript has 7 exons.
CUCUACAAGCAUCUAAUCCUGACAUCCCCGACAUCGUUUGUAAUGGCGCACUCAGCGUUGUCGUCUCUUCAGCCCUCACCUCGCGCUCUUCUUCUUGGUAUAUCCCCCCUCGUAGAACGCACCGUAGAGCAACUAAAAGAAGCUGUCGCUAUCGUUUCCUUGGCGGAAGCUGACGACUGGACGCCUAUUCCCCUCAACCGGCAAACAAACAGGUAUCGCUUCUACCACAUAAAGGAUGCCUAUCAACCACGCUUCCUUGCGGACGCUGCUGUCUAUGAUAAUCUCCUCACUCAAGUCGCGUCCUUCACCUCUCUCAGACAGCUCGUCUUCCGCGGUAUGCUUCUCCCGCGAGAUUUACACUCCAUUUUGCGUGACCUUCCGCACUUGCGUGAUUUAGCAGUUGUGCACUGCACCGUUCACUUCGCUGGUGUCUAUACAGAUGUUGACCACACUUCUCUGAAACUUCAAUCCCUCACCCUCCUUGAUAUUCGCGCUGUAUUCCCCUCUAAUGACGACGACACUAACCCUCGGAAUCCCCGUACCCGUCUACGAAUGCUUGCAAGAGUCCCCACCAUCCGCACCCUCACAUAUGACCACACUGUCUGGUUACAUCGCAUUUUCACAUCUUCCUUCCCACCUCCCCCGCUCACUGCUCUCGACGUCAAAGCUCCGCCGGGCUUCAUCUCGUUCCUCGAGACUCUUCCUUCUCUCCGCACUCUCAUCUUGCGAAACCACAUUCCCGCCUUUUCACUCCCUCUGUGCUUUUUCUGCCCCCUAUCUGCCAUCUCUUCUAUUUGUUCCGGACGCAGAAUCAUCAAGCUCGAUAUUCGCGACGAGGUCGUGCUCGCACCACUCUACCAAGCAUUUAUAGAAGUGCACUCUCACUUGUCGAGGGUGCAAGAGCUCUCCCUGUUCGUGGGGGACUGGGACGACGAAGUUGUGCUGGCCAUCGUCGCGCGCUUUCCCAAUUUAACCAAAUUACAAGUCAGGUAUGCAAGAGGAGCGCCAAGCGAGGAUACUAUACUCGGUAUGGGUUCGCGUACACUGUACGCUCUUCCACACCUCUUAUCCGUACACAUCUUCUGCAUCCCUCUUCUCCCGUCCCCUCAAAGUGUCUCCGAGGCGAGGAAGCGUGAUGACGACACCGUAUAUGGCGCCCCUGGCAUCGGCGAUACUUACUUCGAGAGCAUGCAUGACAUCGAUUCGGUCACCGGCACGCUGAUGGAUGUUCUGCCUUUCUCUCAAGACGUCAGCGUAGACUUCAUGGACGAACAAGGUAACUCCCCUAGAUUACAUUUCCAUCCUGAAGAACCCCGAACGUCGGAGCCAUUUGACGAUUACACUCGCGAACUUAUCAUCGCAUGGAAUCGUACUUGUCCAAGACUUCGCACUGUUCAGCUCCACCCGGGGUGGGUGUGGCGGCGCGCGGACUGUAUUGACUACUGGGCUGCGAGGCCGUGUGAAUCGGGCAUCUGGGGCGAUGUCUUUGGGUAGAUCGUUGGUGCAGAGCGUCAAGGGGGCAGAAUCGGUACCCGAGACGAAAAAAGAAUGAAACAGAUCGAGCGCGACACCACUGAGGGAUUCUCGAACAGCUACAUCAUUUCGGAAGUGGUUUGUAUUCAUGGGUGCACAAAGUAGGUUGUAUUUGUAAGUGUAUACCCACGUAUCAGAUGUAUUCUGCGGAGCUUGUACUGUACUAUAUUGUUUUCUAUGCUGCGUUCGUUCUGGCCCUUUGCCCUUGCGUUCGUCUCAAAUUUAAUCGUUCGACGGAUACUCCUCGAACUAUAGGCUGG